Xiphophorus couchianus (Monterrey platyfish) is the source of this 1607-nucleotide messenger RNA. Its product is annotated as CD209 antigen-like protein A. The transcript is spliced from 4 exons. Bases 87 to 494 code for a protein of 135 amino acids. The record is from RefSeq and is a predicted model, not a curated record. NCBI's taxonomy places the organism in Eukaryota, Metazoa, Chordata, Actinopteri, Cyprinodontiformes, Poeciliidae.
AUGCAGGCAGCUUGGCAGCAGAUCUCACCGACACCAAAGACAAUCUGACUGAUCGUCUCCAGGACAACAAUAACCAGCUUUCUGCAAUGAUUGAAGAAAGAGACCGUCUGAAUGCAACCCUCACAGAAAUGUCUAACGAGAUCAUCAGGCUUCAGAGUUUGUUGAAGAAAACCAGAGAAGACUGCAGGAACAGAGGAGGAGAUCUGGUGGUGAUAAAUGACGAUGAUGAACAGAAUUUUCUUUCUGCAAUCAUCAAUAAAGAAACAUGGAUUGGUUUGAAUGAUAUAGAAACUGAGGGAUCCUGGAAGUGGGUUGAUGACACUCCGCUGACUCAACUACUUACCAAAUACUGGUCAAAAAAACAGCCUGAUAAUGGUGGUGGAGACCCACUGUGGGGGGAAGAGGACUGUGCACAAAGCCUGACUUAUAAGGUGUGGAAUGAUGUUAAAUGUUCUGAUUCUAUGCAGUGGAUCUAUGAAAAGGAUCCAGUCUAAAUUGGGAGUGUGUUAGGAAUUGCUUUACAGUUGAGACUAAGUUUAGCUUGCUCUGCUUUAUGCUUGACUGCAUUGUUGCCUGUGACUGGCCUCUGUGGUCUCUGUGAACGUCGACAUGAAGGCCUGAUUGUAGUGACUGCAACAACUGUGUGCACCAACACUGAAACUCCAAAGGGUGGCGCUAAACACCCAAUUGAUGUUUAAUAAUAAUAAUAAUGAUGAUGAAAAUCAGUGAACUCAUGAACAGAAGAAAAGAAAAUACCACAAGACUAGUUUUAAGUAUAACUGUGGGGAGAUUCUAUUGUUGACCCAUUUGGAUUAUUUCUCAGGAACCACAAGGACAAAAAACUGCACUGUUUGUUUAUUGACAAAUCAUGUUAUUCAAUUCUUCUUGUUUUGUAACAAGACUGUGAGGAUUUGGGUUUUUCUCUGUGUUAAUUUAGGUUUUUGUGUCGUUUUCAUUUAAUUCAGUCUCUUUGUUGUCCUGUCCACCCCUUGAUUGUCCCCAGCUGUCCCUUGUUUCUCCUUAUUGUCUCCCUGUGUAUUUAAUCCCACCUGUGUUCCUGGUUCCUUGUUGGGUUCUCGUCUUGUCUGCUGUCAAGUCUGUUGUUAAGGUUUAAUUAUCCCAGUUGCUACCAGCUCUGAACUUUGUUGUGUCUGCUUUUCUGUGCUGCCUGGAUUUCUGGAUUUUGGAAUUGCAUUUUCACCAUUAAAUCAUCUUUAAUUCACUCCAACAUGGGUCCUCUGCGUCUGCCUCACCACCUCUCUACCACAAUUCAUGACAAAGACAGUAAACAAACUAUAUCAUUCUCACCAUAAGACUCAUCUCUGAGUGGAGCGCAGCAGUUCAUCUUAGUGAAUAUGAACACAUUCCUGUCCACACAGUCUGAGUGACUCAUAUAAUUUCAGGUCUCAACAUUUGAUCAUGUGAUCAAUUAUCAUUAACUAAUGUGUGUUCAGUGAACUUACAACCAGCAGAACAGCAGGUACUAAAAGCCUCUUUUGGUAACUUGACAGAACAAAAGCUUCUAUCUGCUACGUUUACUGAACUGGUUACUGUCCAUGGUGAUGAUGGCGUUGGAAAGUGUUGCAAUGGAUGAUAUUAUCUUUAAA